Dothidotthia symphoricarpi CBS 119687 is the source of this 738-nucleotide messenger RNA. RefSeq lists its product as uncharacterized. The transcript has a single exon. The annotation marks the transcript as partial. Gene Ontology annotation, molecular function: protein binding. The record is from RefSeq and is a predicted model, not a curated record. NCBI's taxonomy places the organism in Eukaryota, Fungi, Ascomycota, Dothideomycetes, Pleosporales, Dothidotthiaceae.
CCCGAAAUCUUCCCCCCAGAAGAAGAACACCAACUCCUCUCGGAAAGCAACGCCGAAAAGUCCUCCGCAAACAAAACCUUCACCUCAGGCGACUACAGCUCCGCAAUCCAAGGCUACGAAAAAGCCCUCGCGCUAUGCCCUACCUACCUCGAAUACGACAUCGCCGUCCUGCGCUCCAACAUGGCCGCCUGCCAGCUCAAGCUGUCAGAAUGGAAGCACGCCGUCGAGAGCGCGACACAGGCCCUCGACGCGCUGGACAAGCUCGACCCGCCGCUUAUUCGGGAGAAAGGGGGGGUUGAGGCGGAAAAAGGCGAGGGCGGCGUGGUGGGCGAGGUCGACGAUAGCACGGAAGUCCUGCUCGAUGCGCUCACGCGUACAAAUCACUCGAUACACGAUGUUCAGAAACUGCGGACUAAGGCCAUGCUACGGCGUGCUAAGGCGCGACAUCAGGUCGGGGGGUGGUCGUCUCUUCAGGGCGCGCUGGAGGACUAUCAGGCGCUGGUGCGGCCGCCACAUCAGCUUUCUGGCCUGGAUAGACAGGCUGUGCAGGUGGCGAUGCGGAGGUUACCGCGCGAGUUGGAUGAGGCGAAGGAUAGUGAGAUGGCGGAUAUGAUGGGCAAGUUGAAGCAGUUGGGGAAUGGGAUGCUGAAGCCGUUUGGGUUGAGUACGGAGAACUUCCAAUUCACGAAAGAUGAGAAGAGUGGGGGGUAUAGCAUGAACUUUGACCAGAACGCCGGC